This is a messenger RNA of Toxotes jaculatrix (banded archerfish), 2145 nucleotides long. RefSeq names its product E3 ubiquitin/ISG15 ligase TRIM25-like. The transcript is spliced from 7 exons. Lineage: Eukaryota; Metazoa; Chordata; Actinopteri; Toxotidae. The record is from RefSeq and is a predicted model, not a curated record. Bases 87 to 1805 code for a protein of 572 amino acids. Gene Ontology annotation, molecular function: zinc ion binding; protein binding.
UCUAUUCACUUCCUGUAAACAAAGCAGCAGCUGUCAUUUUGUUGUGUUUUCGCUCAUUUUCUGCCUUCACACUAGCGUUUUCGACGAUGGCCCAGGCCGGAGUGGUCCUGGACAAGGACCAGUUCAACUGCUCGAUAUGUCUGGACGUGCUGAAGGACCCGGUGACCAUUCCCUGCGGACACAGCUACUGCUCUGUCUGUAUCCAGAACUACUGGGACCAGGACGACUACCUGGGGAUCUUCGUCUGCCCGCAGUGUCGGCAGAACUUCAACCCGAGGCCGGUGCUCGCCAGAAACACCAUGCUGGCAGACGUGGUGGAGAAAUUCAAAAAGACGGGACUCCAGGAGGUCACGACGCCCGCCCGUUUUGCCGAGGCCGACGACGUGGAGUGCGACGUCUGCACCGGGAGGAAAAACAAGGCAGUAAAGUCCUGUCUGGUGUGUUUGGCCUCCUACUGCGACGUCCACGUCCAGCCUCACUACGAGUCCGCGGCCUUCAAGAAACACAAGCUGGUUUCGGCCUCCAAAAAGCUCCAGGAGACGAUUUGUCCCCGACACGACAAGCUGCUGGAGGUGUACUGCCGCACCGACAAACUAUGCAUCUGUUACCUGUGUCUGACAGAUGAACACAAAGGGCACGACACGGUGCUGGCUGAGGCGGAGGUACAGCAGAAGCAGAGGCAGCUCGAUGAUAUGAAGCAGAGCUCUCAGAUGAGAAUUCAGCUCAGAGAAAAGGAGACCCAGGAGCUGAGACAAGCCAUUUUCUCUCUCACGCACUCCACAGAGGCAGCCGUGGAGGAGAGUGAGAGGAUUUUCUCCAAGCUGAUCCGCUCCAUAGAGAAACAAAGCUGUGAGGUGAGGGAGCUGAUCCGAGUCCAGGAGAGAGCAGCUGUCAGUCAGGCUGAGGAGCUGCUGGAGAAGAUGCAGAGGGAGAUAGCCGAGCUGAGGAGGACGGAUGCUGAGCUGGAGAAGCUCUGUCACACUGAGGAUCACAUCCACUUCCUCCAGAAGUGCAAGUCUCUUCAUUUCCCUACGAAGAUUGUGGAGAUGCCCAGCGUGGACACACUCCCAUAUUUAAUGUACAAAACUGUGAGAGGAGCCCUGGCUGAUCUGAAGGACAGUAUGGACGAAACACUCAAAAGAGAAUUCAACAGAAUCUCCGAAAAGGUGAUUUCACUGAAGGAAACCAGCGAUCAGAGUACCUCUGAGAAGACUAAAGCAAAAGAUGCCGAAAUACCAUACAACUCAGAACCGAAGACAAGAGCUGAUUUUCUACACUAUUACAAUGAUAUAACCCUGGAUCUAAACACAGCCAAUCCCUAUUUAUGCUUCACUGAUGGUCGGAGAGGUGUGACCACAGGAUUGGAGCCGCAGCCCUACCCAGACCACCCGGAUCGCUUCACCAGUUGGGCCCAGGUACUGUGCAAAGCCGGGAUGGCCGGGCGAUGCUACUGGGAGGUAGAGUGGGCUGGAAACGGAGGGGUUUCUAUCGGCAUCUGCUACAAAGGCAUGAGCAGAAGUGGGGGAGGGAGCGACAGCAAACUGGGACACAACUCCAAAUCCUGGAGCCUGGACUGUUCCCACUCGGUGUGUUCAUUUCAGCACAAUAAGGAGAGCGUGACCAUCGCAGCUCCCCUCUGCAGCAGAAUAGGAGUGUAUCUGGACCUCAGGGGUGGGACUUUGUCUUUCUACAGUGUUUCUGAUACAAUGGCUUUACUUCAUAAAGUUAAGACUACGUUCACCCAGCCUGUAUACCCUGGAUUCUGGGUGGGAUUAGGUUCUACUUUGAAGCUGUGUUCUCUUUAAACUGUCUGCACUCCAUCAUCAGCAGUUCUCAAGUAACCUUGUAAAUUUGGGGUUCAAAAUAUUAAUUAUUCACUGAGAAUAAUAAUGAAACUGAGACAGAUGUUUGUGCUCAAAGCUUAGCUUUUUAAUAACCGUGAAAGCCGGGAGCAGCAGCAACACUUUGGUGGAGCAGGCUAAAGAGCUGGUGGAGCUUAGAUCUUAUUGAAGGCAGCAACAUCUACACUCUGGACCUGUAUGGGAGGAAAAAAGUAAAUAAGUCAAUGUGUGUAUUUAUUUGAACAUAUUUAUUGUACAUCAAAGCUAUUUUCUUUAAAAUCAUAUAUAAAGCUUUUAUGUCGGA